Molecule: messenger RNA, 5523 nt
Organism: Mustela erminea (ermine)
Lineage: Eukaryota; Metazoa; Chordata; Mammalia; Carnivora; Mustelidae
Gene: SLC26A9
Product: solute carrier family 26 member 9
Exons: 21
Coding region: 1011-3386 (791 amino acids)
Biological process (GO): transmembrane transport
Cellular component (GO): membrane
Molecular function (GO): chloride transmembrane transporter activity; oxalate transmembrane transporter activity; sulfate transmembrane transporter activity
Source: RefSeq, a predicted model, not a curated record
AGAGGCUUUAACCCACUGAGCCACCCAGGUGCCCCUCUGGACCCUUGUUAAUGUACUUUCCAUCUCUCUGCCGUGGUCUCUUCCACAAAAGUCAUUUACCAGUCAUUUACCAUUUACCGACAAGCCCUAAUGCACCCAGGUUCUCCCAGAGGAAGCCAAGGGUUGUCCCUAGCCCCCUAAGUGGUUUCUCACUUUCAACCCCAUUUCCAAUCUUUUGUCAGACUGGCCAUGGUCACUCCACACUCCCCACCUCCUUCCCUCAAACCUGCCCUACCUCUUCCCUCUCCCUCCUGCCUCCAAGGUCCCCCCCCCAGGGGGUUCUCCCAGCUGCCAGGAGCAGGGGACAAGAGGAGGGACCCGUCGUUGUAGGAAGGAUGGGGGAUGGUUCCCACAGGGAGCUCCUCUGGGCCUCAGGGGCCCCGGCACUCGGCUCUGCCCCGCUCAGCUCCUGGAACAUCAGCCGCGUUGCGCAAAAAGCGAGGAGGAGAGAAACACCAGUACACAAGGGUGGGGGAAAGGUUAGGCCCAGGAAGCCGUGGGAGAGCCAGCCGGUUCAGACCAUCCUGAUUUCCCCAAACGCGCCAUUAUCCCUCUGGGAAAACCUGUUGGUGAAGUCCUAGGUGUCUCUUUCAAGAAGGGUCCUCCUGAGGUCAUCUCAGCCAUCCCCCCCCUGCCUCCAGGCAGGCCAUUUUCUCUAUUUCCCCCAAGAUGACUGGCUGAACGGUAUGAGCCUUUCUGCCAGGGAAACUGAGGUCUGGGGAGAGCGCCCGGGGCACCAGGGCCUGGGGCUGGGGGCGGGGGACAGGACCCACGGGCUGAUAUCCAGCGGUGACUCCUGCCUUUGAACUCCCACCUCCUCUUUGCCUGGUGUGCGGCGGGGGUGACAGUGACGUCACAGGGGUGGUGUGCCAGCCACGUGCUGGGCGCCAAGCAAAACAGCCGGGGCAAGUGUGUGCCUCAUCCGUGCCUGGGAAGGAAGGCCACCAAAAGAACUUGUCAAUGCCCCAGACAUGAGCCAGCCCAGGCCCCGCUACGUGGUAGACCGAGCUGUAUACUCUCUCACCGUCCUUGAUGAUGAGUUUGAGAAGAAGGACCGGACGUACCCACUGGGAGAGAAACUUCGCCAUGCCUUCAGAUGUUCCUCGGCCAAGACCAAAGCUGUGGUGUUUGGGCUGCUCCCUGUGCUCUCCUGGCUCCCCAAGUACAAGAUCAAAGACUACAUCAUCCCCGACCUGCUGGGUGGACUCAGUGGUGGAUCCAUCCAGGUCCCACAAGGCAUGGCAUUUGCUCUGCUGGCCAACCUUCCUGCCGUCAACGGCCUCUAUUCCUCCUUCUUCCCCCUCCUCACCUACUUCUUCCUGGGGGGUAUACACCAGAUGGUGCCAGGUACCUUUGCCGUUAUCAGCAUCCUGGUGGGUAACAUCUGUCUGCAGCUGGCCCCAGAGUCGAAGUUCUGGGUCUUCGACAAUGCCACCAACAAGAGCUACGUGGACACGGCGGCCAUGGAGGCUGAGAGGCUGCACGUGUCCGCAACCCUGGCCUGCCUGACGGCCAUCAUUCAGAUGGGCCUGGGCUUCGUGCAGUUUGGUUUUGUGGCCAUCUACCUGUCCGAGUCCUUCAUCCGGGGCUUCAUGACGGCGGCCGGCCUGCAGAUCCUGAUCUCGGUGCUCAAAUACAUCUUUGGACUGACCAUCCCUUCCUACGCAGGCCCGGGGUCCAUCAUCUUUACCUUCAUUGACAUUUGCAAAAACCUCCCCCACACCAACAUCGCCUCGCUCAUCUUCGCCCUCAUCAGUGGCGUCUUCCUGGUGCUGGUGAAGGAACUCAACGCUCGUUACAUGCACAGGAUCCGCUUCCCCAUCCCUACGGAGAUGAUCGUGGUGGUGGUGGCGACAGCUAUCUCUGGGGGCUGUAAGAUGCCCCAAAAGUAUCACAUGCAGAUCGUGGGAGAGAUCCAACAUGGGUUCCCCACUCCCGUGUUGCCUGUGGUUUCCCAGUGGAAGGACAUGAUGGGCACAGCCUUCUCGCUGGCCAUUGUGGGCUAUGUCAUCAACCUGGCCAUGGGCCGGACCCUGGCCAGCAAGCACGGCUAUGAUGUGGAUUCGAACCAGGAGAUGAUCGCCCUGGGCUGCAGCAACUUCUUUGGCUCCUUCUUUAAAAUCCACGUCAUUUGCUGUGCCCUCUCUGUCACUCUGGCUGUGGAUGGUGCUGGAGGAAAGUCCCAGGUGGCAAGCCUGUGUGUGUCCCUGGUCGUGAUGAUCACCAUGCUGGUCCUGGGGUCCUAUCUAUACCCUCUCCCCAAGUCUGUGCUGGGAGCACUGAUCGCUGUCAACCUCAAGAACUCGCUCAGGCAGCUCGCUGACCCCUACUACCUGUGGAAGAAGAGCAAGCUGGACUGUUGUGUCUGGACGGUAAGCUUCCUAUCCUCGUUUUUCCUGAGCCUGCCGUGCGGUGUGGCCGUGGGCGUCGCCUUCUCCGCCCUGGUGGUGGUCUUCCAGACUCAGUUUCGAAAUGGCUAUGCUUUGGCCCAGGUCAUGGACACUGACAUUUAUGUUAAUCCCAAGACCUAUAACAGGGUCCAGGAAAUCGAAGGGGUUAAGAUUGUCACUUACUGCUCCCCUCUCUACUUUGCCAACUCGGAGAUCUUCAGGCAAAAGGUCAUUGCCAAGACGGGUGUGGACCCCCAGAAAGUGCUGCUGGCCAAGCAAAAAUACCUCAGGAGGCAGGAGAAGGGGAGGCUGAGGCCCACACAGCAGAGGAAGUCUCUGUUUAUGAAAACCAAGACUGUCUCCCUGCAGGAGCUUCAGCAGGACUUCGAGAACGCCUCCCCGACGGACCCCAACAACAACCAGACUCCUGCUAACGGCGCCAGCGUCUCCUACAUCACCUUCAGCCCUGACAGCUCCCCAGAGGCCCACUGUGAACCACCAGCCCCCGCUGAGAACCCCAGUGAGCCCAGUGACAUGCUGGCCAGCGUCCCACCCUUUGUCACCUUCCACACCAUCAUCCUUGAUAUGAGUGGGGUCAGCUUUGUGGACUUGAUGGGCAUCAAAGCCCUGGGCAAGCUGAGCUCCACCUAUGGGAAGAUCGGUGUGAAGGUCUUCUUGGUGAACAUCCACGCCCAGGUGUACAACGACAUCAGCCACGGCGGCGUCUUUGAAGAUGGGUGUCUAGAGCGCGACCACGUCUUUCCCAGCAUACAUGAUGCUGUCCUCUUUGCCCAGGCAAACGCCAGAGAAGUGGUCCCAGGACGUGACUUCCAAGGGGCUCCAGUGGACCCGGAGCUGUCCCUAUGUGAUUUGGAGGAGGACAGCCCCAGCUACUGGGACUUAGAGCAGGAGAUGUUUGGGAGUAUGUUUCACACGGAGACCCUGACUGCCCUGUGAGGGCCCAGCCAGCCCCCCACACUGUCUCCAGAGCACGUGGCAUCCGGGACUCCCAAGAAGAACGAGCCUGGGGUCAUGAGGAGGGGUGGGUAGAGGAGAGCACAUCCACCAGGACCUCCGCCCCUCCCUACCCUCCCCCUCCUCCUCCUCCUCUCUCCUUUCCCCGCGGGCCUCCUGGCAUCUCUAGAGCCAGCCAACCUCAGCAACAAGGAAAACCACCUCUUCACUCUCCUGCUGAUGCUCAGGGCCCUGGCCAGAAGGAGAAAGCCUACAGCUCACCCCACCGCACCCACCCAUGCCCUGCCCAAGGCAGCUGAUGGGACCCCCACUGCACCCCCGCACCCUGGCCCAGAUUGCUGCCUUUCAGAGUGAGCCAAGAACAGAAGGGAGAAUGGGCCCCUGCUGACCUAGUGUGCAAAGGCCCUCGCGCCCCCAGCAGUUUGGUGUCAGAUGGUGUCAAGCCAUCACAGGACACAGGAACGAACUUGCUUAGGACUCAAUGGCUUGCCCCGUCCUGCUGCCCCAACUCUGUCCCUGGCAGCUGUGUGCUCCUGGGACCACAUGCUCCCUGCGACCCAGGACUCGGUCUUGACUCUGCCUCCUUCCUCCUCAUCUCAAGGCUGCUGGGAGCUCCACUGCUGUUCAGCACUUCAGACUCAAGCCUGGGGGUGGCUAGGGUCCUGGGGCCGUCAGAGCUACCUCCCCUGAGGCAGCCCACCAACGUAGCUGUCCCCAAACAUGAUCUCUCCCUGCUGCCUUCAGGGGCUGCCCCCCUCCACUUGAGACCCGGGGGAGAUCCAAAAAGGACAUGUGGGUAGCCACCAAAGUCCUCUGGCAACCUAGUAACAGAUGCCAGUUAUUCUGCAUAAAAGCUCUUGGAAAUCCUUUCUUGUACUAGAGAUUUGGGGGUGGGGUGUACUAGGGGCAACCAAGGGCUGGUGGGACCUGAGCCCUGAUGGUCCCCUUGACUUCAGAAAUGCCUCCCCCGCUUAGGAAAUCAGCUUUGUGCUUUUUCACUUGGUGAAGAGCCAAUGAUUUUAGCUCUCCCUUAUCAGCUUGGAGCCUAGAUCCUUCGGCCAGCCAGGGGAAGAAGCCCCCCAAGAGCCAGUGGCACCCCCCAAGUGGGUGCAGAACAUGGCAAAGGGCUGAUCCAGAUUGGGUCUUCCUCCACGGGCUUCCUUAACAAACUCAGGACCUGAAGUCAUCAUCUAGGACAGAUGAGAAGAGGGAUACGUUCUUUAUGGAUGUGAAGGGUUAAUUGAAGAACCCUACUGUUGACUUGAAAAUAAAUAGAUGGCAUGUGCAAGUAUUUGGGGAAAUUCCCAUGGAAGUGCCCAGAAAACCUUUCCGUCUUCCCUCCACUGUUUCUUCCAAGCUCCUUCAACUCAAUGACCCUGCCCAACAGGUUGGGCUGGCCCAACCUGGAAAAAAAAGCCCCAAUUCCUAACAUCAGCCUGACCUAUGCUGUGUGUCUGUGUGUUGAGCGAGCUGGUCAGCUAGCAAGUCUUCUUAGAGUUAAAGGAGAGGGUGCUGGCAAAGAGCCAACAGAUUCUUGGCCUACAAGCAUUGCUUCUCUGUGAUUUCAUUAUGCCAUCUGGCUGCCAAUGGAACUCAAGACUUGGAAGGCAGAAGACAAUGUUAUCUGGGAUUCACCGUGCCCAGCACCCGAAGUGCCAAAUUCCAGGAGGACAAGAACUUUAGCCAAUGACAACUCAUCUCCCUUACUCCACCUCCUUCAAAGUCCAUCUCAGGCCCAGGAGGUGGGGGGAGGUCACAGAGCCUCAAGACAUCCCGAGCAGAGGUGUCCUUUGAACCAAGUGUCCAGACAGUGGAGGUAAAAUUGGAAACGCAUUCGGGAGAGGGAGGAUUUGACAAAAACCUCACUACCAGAAGACUUUGAAAAGAAUCCGAGCAAAGUCAAACAGACCAUUGUCUGGACAUGACUGAGGCAGGAAAGGAGGGCAAGGUAGCGAAAUAAUCCAGAAUUUCAAUACUUUUGAAUGUUCUUCGUGAUACUGACCUGUGAUGAUGGGAUCCCCGGGGAAGCCCGGGACUCGCGAUGUUUGUGUAAUUUAUUUAAUUUAAACAGCAUUCUCCUUUGGUUCAUUUUGGUAAUAAAGUGGUUUUGAAAUGUGAA